Molecule: messenger RNA, 840 nt
Organism: Momordica charantia (bitter melon)
Lineage: Eukaryota; Viridiplantae; Streptophyta; Magnoliopsida; Cucurbitales; Cucurbitaceae
Product: ATP-dependent Clp protease adapter protein CLPS1, chloroplastic
Biological process (GO): proteolysis; protein catabolic process
Source: RefSeq, a predicted model, not a curated record
GAGACGAGAAACGGAGAUUCAUCAGCCACUACCCUCCCGAAAAGAUCGCGAGAGUGAAUGUCACAUAGCGAAGAGAAACCACUCAGUGGAGUCGCUGCUCGUUUACAUUUUUUUUGGAACCUGCUGCCCCAAAUCACUCUUCAUUCCUUCAACCACACGGAGAGAGGCUAUGGAAGCUGCAAUUUGCGGUCGAGUACCUCUUUCACCCAACCACUUCUUCAAUCAAACGAGACCAGGGGAUAAAUACUAUUUUCAUAAACAAUGUAGAAACCGGAGCACCUUAAUGAUGUUAUCAGUUGCUGAGCUCGGAAAAGGUGGGGGGUUGUUGGAAAAGCCAACCAUAGAGAAGACAACACCUGGUCGUGAAUCUGAGUUUGACGUUAGGAAAUCAAGGAAAACUGCCCCGCCGUAUCGAGUGCUGCUACAUAACGACAAUUACAAUAAGCGGGAAUACGUUGUGCAAGUUCUGAUGAAGGUGAUCCCUGGAAUGACCCUUGACAAUGCAGUCAACAUAAUGCAGGAGGCACAUUACAACGGGAUGUCAGUGGUAAUUAUCUGCGCUCAAGUGGAUGCAGAAGAUCACUGUAUGCAGCUGAGAGGCAACGGUCUUCUAAGUUCAAUCGAGCCUGCGAGUGAUGGUUGUUGAAUAGGAAACAUAGACUAUGUAAUGUACUCUUUUGCCUCUUAAUUAUCAGCUAUAUUAUUAAAAUCGCAUGUCCUCAACUGCUACAAUAUUAUUGCAAGUUGCACCUAUGUACAUAAAUAGAGACACUCCGUAAAGAAAUAAACUUCAGUUUACGAAUACGAUUUUCACUCUGGUUUCACUAGUCAGUUUGUAUA